Molecule: messenger RNA, 2312 nt
Organism: Salmo salar (Atlantic salmon)
Lineage: Eukaryota; Metazoa; Chordata; Actinopteri; Salmoniformes; Salmonidae
Source: RefSeq, a predicted model, not a curated record
AGGAUAUUAUUUACCAGGUGGCUCACCAAUAGGAUAUUAUUUACCAGUUGGCUCACCAAUAGGAUAUUAUUUACCAGUUGGCUCACCAAUAGGAUAUUAUUUACCAGUUGGCUCACCAAUAGGAUAUUAUUUACCAGUUGGCUCACCAAUAGGAUAUUAUUUACCAGUUGGCUCACCAAUAGGAUAUUAUUUCGGAACCAAUAUUCUAAAAACAAAGAAGUAUUUUUAUACAAUAUAUCCCGAUUAUUCCAUAUAUAAUAUCUGUGUGGAGAAAAAUUAUGUUUAUAAAUUAAGGACCAUGACAAGAAAACCUGUCGAUGAAAUGCACUUGGCACCUCAGAACCCAUAUGACCUUAGAAGUGACAUAAAAAAUGUUGUCCCAUUAGUGAAGAAGGUGAAGAGGGGGGCGGGCUAAUUUCGCAGUUCAUUCACCCCAUCCACUAAUGGUCCACUAAUUUAGGAGAGUAGGCUAGCCUAGAUUAUUAUUGUCUGUAAACAUUCUUUAAACCCAGUGUAAUAAAAUACAUUGUAUAAAUAAUUAAUACUCCUUCAACCCUUUAUUUUUAUCUAAUAACGAAGUCUGUGAUUAGUUUCCAGCGGUGAGUUAAGGUGAAGACAUUUAAAGGCAAUCAUCAUGAGUCGCAGCCCAGAAAGGAUGUCUUCUUACUGCCGCCACUUCGAGGGCCCUCUCGCCGCCUCCUCUUCCUACCAGGUGCGGAUCUCGAGCCCCUCGCCAACCCGCAAGGAUUUCCGUCACCGCUCUGCCAGCUACAGCCGCAGCGUGGGAAGCAUGGGGAGGAGGAACACCUCCAGCUUCCGCAAAUCCCGCAUGACCAACAGUGUGAGUAUGGGUGCCCUGUGCUUUGGCACGGAGCUGGGGCCCAGCCUGGAUCUGGAUGUAGCUGCAGCGGAGAACCAGGGAUUCAUGAGCACACGCACCGCGGAGAGGAAGGAGAUGGUGGCCCUCAACGACCGCCUGGCUAUCUACACUGAGAAGGUGUGUACUCUGGAGGUGCAGAACAACCUGCUGGAGGCUGAGAUUGAUGUUCUGCAGAACCGCUAUGUGAAGCCAUCUGGGCUGAGACAGCUCUACAAGGGCCAGCUGAGAGAGCUCCACAGGAUCGCUGAGCAGAUGAGAGUGCAGAGGGACCUGGCUGUAGCAGAUAAGGGGGCCAUGGCAGGACAGGUGGAGGUGCUCAAGGUCAAAUAUGAGGAGGCUCUGGAGGCCAGGAAGAAGGCCGAGUUGGAGAUCGAAGCCUUCCGCCCCCGACUUACUGUGAAAACUGCAUGGGAGGCUUACACAGAAAGGAAUAAAAGCAAAUUCAUAGAAGGAAGAGGUAGGCUCCAUUUUGUUUGCCCCUCUCAGGAAAUCGAGGAGCUGAUGCAGCAGAUGUAAGUUGCCAAAGUGGACAUGACCUUUGCCCUCCAUGACCUCUCCUCCGCCCUCAAACAAAUUCAGUCACAGUGUGACAGCAUUGCCGUUAGAAACCUACAGGAGAUUGACGCUUGGUACAAGUCAAAGUUUCAGGACAUGAACAAUGUGACGACCAAAUAUGCUCAAAGAGUUCAAAGUGUGAGAGAGGAAGUCUGAGGUUACAAGAAAGAUAUCCUAAACCUAGAGCGUGAGUUGAAGUCCAUGAAGACGAGGAAUGAGUCCCUGGAGAAUCAGAUUUGUGAUGCUGUGGGGAGACUCAUGAAAGAAGAGACACAUCUGAAAGAAGAGGAGACCCAUCUUGUGAGUAGAGCUACUCUCACAACACAUCUUUACUGUAGAAAGAAGAGGAGACCCAUCUGGAGCGUAUUGUGGGGCUGGAGCUGAAGGUGAUGAAGGAGUAGAUAGCUCUGCUGCUGAGGGAGUACCAGGAGCUGCUCAACGUCAAGAUGGCCCUGGAGAUUGAGAUCACCACCUACCUACAGGGCGCUGAUCGAGGGCGAGGACACCAGUCUCAGUACCAUGGAAGACUCUUCUCAUCAGAGUUGAGACAGAAGACAUGUAUGAGAGUGACAAACAGGAAUGCACCAUCACCAUCUCCGGAGCUGCUGACAACACAGACGAGGAUUAGAAUGUUAGACCAAUACCCUUUAGACCUAAGCCCUUCCACCCUUCCACCCACAAAUGUAUCCUACACCAACCCCCUAGGAUAAUGGUCUUCAGGAUCAGGAUGCCUAUGGUCCUCUUCUGUGUGUCUCUGGCUGCACUAAACCAUCUGAGCCUCACACUGACUUUCUGUUAGCCUUUAACUCUCUGUGUCUUAGAACCAUCUAGCUCUAUAAGCAACAAAUACAAAUAAAAAAACAGCAAAGCAAUUAUC